AUGACGUCGACAAUCGGUAUCCCCAUCAAGCUUCUUAACGAAGCGCAAGGUCAUAUCGUGACCUUGGAGAUUACCUCUGGCCAGACGUAUCGCGGCAAGCUACUUGAAGCCGAGGAUAACAUGAACGUACAGCUCAAGGACAUCACAGUCACAGCGCGCGACGGACGAGUAAGCCACUUGGAUCAGGUGUAUAUCCGCGGCAGCCACGUGCGAUUCUUUAUCGUGCCCGAUAUGUUAAAGAAUGCCCCUAUGUUCCGAAGUCGCAACGCGAGAGGUCGUGGUGUCGGUCUAGCCAGAGGACGAGCGACAGUUAGCAGGGCGAGAGCAAGCGGACGCGGAGGACGAUGA
Molecule: messenger RNA, 348 nt
Organism: Daldinia childiae
Lineage: Eukaryota; Fungi; Ascomycota; Sordariomycetes; Xylariales; Hypoxylaceae
Product: Small nuclear ribonucleoprotein Sm D3
Exons: 3
Coding region: 1-348 (115 amino acids)
Biological process (GO): RNA processing; spliceosomal snRNP assembly
Cellular component (GO): spliceosomal tri-snRNP complex; U4 snRNP; catalytic step 2 spliceosome
Molecular function (GO): RNA binding
Source: RefSeq, a predicted model, not a curated record